UCACAUGGCCGUGCGUGUCAGAGGUUGCUGGACCGAUUCGAACCAAUUAUUGAUGCCUUAGAUACCAUUUACAACUUGCAACGUGAUCCUGAAAUCUAUGGUCUGAGACAAACACUAGCUAAUAAGAGAAUGAUUGCUGCAGCUGCAGUUUUAUGUGACAUGUUAGCCCAUGUGUGUAUUUUCAGUGAUAAUCUCCAAGGGGAUGUUUACUUCACUCUGGUAAAUGAGAAAGCUUCAGCACUUGUAGAUAAACUUCAUGAUCUUAUAGAGAGGUUUAGAAGAGUUGGCCAGGGUGAAGCUGAUAUUGGUCUUCAAUUUUCUAAAGUGGAAUGUCUGUGGCAAGAAAUCGAUGACAGAACAGACUUGUCAAGACACCUAAGGGGUCCACCAUCAGUUACCAUCCACCAAUUUGCUGAAGAGUUUGCCAUCCCAAUCGUCCACUCAUUGAUUGGUGAGAUUGAAGAUGCCUUUCAGUGCUCUGAGGUGCUGCAGUCCUUCGCAGUAUUCAAUUUAAGAAAUGUUCCGGAUAGUGUGGCAGAAGUUGUCAAUAACUUUGGGCAGGAGAAAUGCUACAACAGAACAGUUAGAUGACCCCCAGUUUCUAUUACAAACCAUCAGAGAAGAUGCUGUCCUCAACCAUGAUUACCCAGCAAUGCAGUAUUUGGUCUUACUGUCAGCUCUAAUCCCAACUUCAACUGCUGUGGUUGUGAGAGUCUUUUCUCUUAUGAAUAGUGUCUGUACACCUCUAAAAUCAUCGUUGAAACAACAGACACUGGAACAUAUUUUACGUGUAGUCCACUGUGGACCAGAACAACUUACGAGUGCCCAGCUUGAUAAAGCUUUUGCUCGUUUCAAACAAAUUAAAGACAGAAUGAUUGACUUUUAGACAAACUCUGACAGUACAUUAAGAAAAUGAGUAAAUGUAUA
This is a messenger RNA of Dreissena polymorpha, 927 nucleotides long. RefSeq lists its product as uncharacterized. NCBI's taxonomy places the organism in Eukaryota, Metazoa, Mollusca, Bivalvia, Myida, Dreissenidae. The coding region runs from base 130 to 591 and encodes 153 amino acids. The record is from RefSeq and is a predicted model, not a curated record. The transcript is spliced from 4 exons.